Molecule: messenger RNA, 5176 nt
Organism: Salvelinus sp. IW2-2015
Lineage: Eukaryota; Metazoa; Chordata; Actinopteri; Salmoniformes; Salmonidae
Source: RefSeq, a predicted model, not a curated record
UAACCAACAGGUCUCUCUCCAAAAAGUUCCUAAAACUGUGACAUUGCGGCUUCCGUACUAUGGACUACUCCAGCCACAACAUCAACUAUCUAGCUAAUCUACUUUUACAAUCAUUGUUGUCAAAUAACUUCAAAAGUGGUAUAUCACAUCCUAUCCCGGACGAAAUAGCAUAAAAUAGGUAUUCGCAACAUGCUAGCUAUAAACAGUACGCUUGCUAUGAAAUUAAAAUUAACCGACAGUCAGUAAGCUAGCUAACGUUAGCUAGCUCUGACAGGGACAGCUAGCUUUCUAGUUAGCGAACGACGUUAACCGUUUGGUUGUGAAGUUGCCGAGGUUUUACAUAGUUUCGACGUAUUACUGAAGGUUAGUUAACUAGCUGUAAUCGUCUAUAACCGGUUAGCGUAGCUACAAAUGAGUAGCUAGCUAGUUGCUAAUUUCAGUUUGUCAAAAAUAUUGUUGCAAAAGGUAGCUAGCUAGCAAGAGAUAGGCCACUCGCUACUAUGUAGCCAGUUUAAAGCUGUCUGGUCAGUUCGGCGCUAUAUUGUAACUCAGUGCUAGAGAGAUCAGCAGCAGUUAACGUUAGUCUGUUGUAGUAGGCAAUAACAUCCUAGUGGACACAGUUAUCUGCUAGCUACAGACGUACGAUUCUGGUUUAUUAUUAGUAACAGUGUUAGCUAGUAUUUUCGUUUUAGUAGUAGAUUAGGCGGAACAGCGGGAUGUCUAGGGGAUUAAGUCUAGCAAUGAUAUUGUUUAGAAAAUAAAGCAACAAAACUAUGUUUAUAAUGCAUGCAACGGCUCCCAAAUGAAUUCUUACAUAAGGCUACAUUUGUUAUUUUCUUUGACUACAUAAAAUCUGAUGCGUCUGAGGUUAUUAUACAAAACACUUAAGCUAAAUCGGUUUAUUUAUUUUGAAGAGUAGCCACAUAAACAUUUAAAAUGUCUGGAGACGGCUCGGAUAGUAGUAGUAGCGAGGACUCCGAUACUGGGAUCCGGAGGAAAGCCUGCACUGUCAAACAUGAGAUCACCAAUGCAAACCUCACGGGCCAUACUGAGAGAGUGGGCAUGGAGAACUUUGAGCUUCUCAAAGUCUUGGGCACAGGAGCCUAUGGGAAAGUUUUUCUGGUCAGAAAGAACAGUGGUCAUGAUGAAGGGAAGCUGUAUGCCAUGAAGGUGCUGAAGAAAGCAGCCAUCGUUCAGAAGGCAAAGACUGCAGAGCACACGCGUACAGAGAGACAGGUGCUGGAGCACAUCCGGCAGUCCCCGUUCCUGGUUACACUGCACUAUGCCUUCCAGACCCAGACUAAGCUCCAUCUCAUCUUGGACUAUGUGAGCGGAGGGGAGAUGUUCACACACUUGUACCAGCGGGAUCACUUCUCUGAGGAAGAGGUGCGGAUUUACAUCGGGGAGAUUAUCCUGGCCCUGGAGCACCUCCACAAGCUGGGCAUCGUGUACCGGGACAUCAAGUUAGAGAACAUCCUCUUGGACAGCGAGGGACAUUUYGUGCUGACAGAUUUUGGGCUCAGCAAAGAGUUCCUGGAGGAGGAGAAGGAAAGGACGUAUUCGUUCUGUGGCACCAUAGAGUACAUGGCUCCAGAGAUCAUCAGGGGGAAGUCUGGUCAUGGAAAGUCGGUAGAUUGGUGGAGUCUGGGGAUCCUGAUGUUUGAGUUACUGACGGGGGCGUCACCAUUCACCCUGGAGGGGGAGAGGAACUCCCAGAGUGAGGUGUCCAAGCGCAUCUUACAUUGUGAGCCGCCGUUCCCCUCUAUGAUCGGCGCAGUGGCUCAGGACCUGUUGAGGAAGCUGUUGGUCAAAGACCCCCACAAGAGACUGGGCUCUGGGCCCCGAAGGGCCGAAGACAUCAAGACUCAUGCCUUCUUCAAGGGUCUCAGUUGGUCAGACCUGGCUGAGAAGAAGGUAGUCAGCCCAUUCAAACCAGAGAUCAGGAGUGAGCUGGAUACAGGGAACUUUGCUGAGGAGUUCACUGGCAUGAAUCCUCUCUACUCUCCAGCCAGCACCCCACCAAGCACUGAUCGACUGUUCCAGGACUCUACGUUCUUCCAGCUGUAUGAGCUGUGCCUGCAGGGGGCGCCCCUGGGCGAGGGCAGCUUCUCUGUGUGCAGGAAGUGUCGACACCACCAGAGUGGCCAUGAGUACGCCGUUAAGAUCAUCAGCCGCAGAAUGGAAGUGAACACUCAGAGGGAGAUUGCUGCCCUCAGGCAGUGUGAGGCUCACCCCAACAUUGUCAAACUGCAUGAGGUCUACACUGAUCAGUUCCAUACAUACCUGGUGAUGGAGCUGCUGCGUGGGGGGGAGCUGCUGGAGAGGAUCAAGAAGAAGAAGCUGUUUGGGGAAUCAGAGGCCAGUCAGCUGCUCAGGAGCCUGGUGUCAGCUGUCGGCUUCAUGCACGAGGCUGGAGUGGUGCARAGAGACCUCAAACCAGAGAAUGUGCUGUUUGCAGACGAGGGGGAGGACUCGGUGCUGAAGGUGAUAGAUUUUGGUUUUGCCCGGCUGUGCCCUGCGGGCAGCGCCCCCCUGCAGACUCCCUGCUUCACACUGCAGUAUGCUGCUCCUGAGCUCUUCCACAGCACCGGUUACGACCAGGCCUGCGACCUCUGGAGCCUUGGGGUCAUCCUGUACACCAUGCUGUCAGGACAGGUGCCCUUCCAGAGUAAGCAACAGCAGCGAGCGGGGAUGACCUCAUCUUAUGCUGUUGACAUCAUGCAUAAAAUUAAAGAGGGAGACUUCUCGUUGGCUGGAGAAGCCUGGAAGGGUGUGUCAGGGGAGGCUAAAGAGCUUGUGAAAGGGCUUCUGACGGUGGAUCCAGAGAGGCGUCUCAAGCUGUCUGCUCUGAGAGAGAACAGCUGGCUGCAGGGCGGGGCCAUCCUAUCCUCCACCCCCCUCUGCACCCCAGAUGUGCUAGAGUCCAGCGGCCCCAUCGUCCGCUCUUAUGUCAACGCCACCUACAAGGCGUUCAACAAGGGGAAGAGGGAGGGCUUCUUUCUGAAGAGUGUUGACAACGCCCCCCUUGCAAAGCGACGCAAGCUCAAGAUGACAAGUACAGGUGUGGAGACUCGACGGAGCUCCUCUUGCUCAUCCUCUUCCUCCUCUUCCUCAGCUGCCUCUGCCGCUGCAACAAACUCAAAAACACAGCCACCACACCAAACUCUGUCCCCGAAGCUAGAAAAGCACUAGAAGGGGAGUAGGGGGAAGAGUGAGAGGAAUAAAGUUAGGAGAAGGAAGCACAUUAAUUCAGAUAUGACAGAUUGGGAUACUGUCUCUGAAAGACCAGAGAUGACUUGAUUUGAAUUCCAAAGUCAUCUAGAAUCUCCAAAUUCUAAGUCUAAGAGCUUAUUUAUGAACCAACUAAGAGACUAGUUAAAUAUUUAAGGAUUCACCUCCCUGUUUUCUAGAAAGAUGAUGCUAUUUGCGUUAUCGUAAUGAUGCAAUGACUUUAUCUAUGUGUUUAUACCAUUUGCAGUAAACUGCAGUAGCUUGUACCAUCUCAUUUAAUUUUCUCAAGAAAUUAACUAACAUGUAAUUUCUUGAAUGGAAAUAAGCUUUAGAUCAGUGUUUUCAUAACUCCGGUCUAGAGGAUAAAUAUCAGUAUGGUAGGUUAUGGAAGACUGUUGGCUUUAAGGUCAUACUAAUGAAGGUUUCAGUGACCUUGCCAGGGUGACGAUGAUGAGCAUGCAGUUAUCCUGAUGUUAACAUGUUCUCAGUACCAGAGGGAGGGAGGGAGGGAGGCAGGGUGGCGGGAGGGAGAGGUAAAGGGAAAUGAGGAGCCAUAAUGAGCACAAGCCAUAUAUACAUAGGGAGGUCAUGACCUCUACACCGGAGCACUUGUAGAUACAUACACAGCACUCAUCGCAUGACAAACCGAGGCAGUGGUUAGGAGUCUGUUGGAAGUCUCACUGUAUCUAAUGGUGUGGUUGAGAUUGAGAAAUAAUGGUGCUACUGUACUAUAUAAAAGAAAAUCUAUUAUUAUUACUGCGGACAGCUGUUCAAGUGAACUUUGACCCUGCGUGAUGAUCCCAGUCCAUGGGACGCAGUCUUUGUGACCCAGAUGUCCCAUACUGCCAAUUUACAGGAACCUUAGUAUCAUUCCCUUUGGCUUGAGAUUUCAGCGUUCUAUUGACAUUGGUCUCGCUGUGUAUACUUAACUGGUUCACUGAACUUCACCUGCAAAUCAAAUAACGGCAUCCAUUGUCCUGUGUGUGUGUACAUGUGUGCUUCAUUAAUUAACAACCAUCAUGAUUCUGACUAAAUAAGAUAAGACGGGGAAAUAAAACACUGGGUUAUGAUAAACAUUCUGAUUUGAUAUUAUAUUAUCAUACACAGAUGACAGUGCCCUACAGCUCAUGGUGUUGAGUUCUUAUGAGCAGAGCAACUUUUCGCUAUAUUUCUCAAAGGGACAAAUCAAAAUAUGAAUUAUUUUGUACUGUGAGUAAGAAUUGUCACCCUGAUUGAAAGAAUUGAGUGUUUUUUUAAGACAUUUCGGUAUUUUAUCAUUGAAUGUCAGUUACACUGAUCAUUUACCAAUCACUUUUUUACCCAAAUAUAUUGACUGUUGAUUAGAUUUGUACCUGGACAUUGCACAAAUGUAGUCAUUUAAUCAGUGAUACACAUUUCAGCUUUAAACACAGUGCUUAUUUGAGUAUUUAUUACAUUUUAUGGGUUGUGAUGUGUUUUUCUGAUGCUGUGGUAAUGGUUUUCAGACUGAUUUACCUUUGGUGGGUUUGAGUGUAUGUACUGUAUGCAUGUUGAUUGGUUUGCGUGUGCGCAGCGUGACUGGUUCUGGGUAUUAUAUGUGCUCUUUUCCUUAGUCUCCAGAUAAGCCAUUAUUGCAGGUUAAUGUAGUAAAUAUAAUUUUUAUUCGUUAUUUCUUAUAAACAUUAUUUUGUGUCGGGAACUGUGCUUUUGUUCUAUGCUAUUGUUUGUAUUUUCAUUUGGCUGUUGAUGUCGUAUGUUGUCUUUUUAAUGUUAUGAAUUUGAGAUACUAUUUUUAAUGAGCUACUGCCCAUGCCAUGUAUUGUUGUCCUUUUUGGCAAAAGAUAUUAAAUGUUCUUCAAAGCAUAUCAUGAUAUUGAGAUACACUAUGUCACAAUAACUUGUAAUGCUUUGUUUUGUGUCGAACACUUAAAUGUGGAGAAAAAUAAAUGAUUUUACUCAAUAUUUA